Neurospora hispaniola is the source of this 789-nucleotide messenger RNA. RefSeq lists its product as uncharacterized. The record is from RefSeq and is a predicted model, not a curated record. Bases 219 to 695 code for a protein of 158 amino acids. The transcript is spliced from 2 exons. Lineage: Eukaryota; Fungi; Ascomycota; Sordariomycetes; Sordariales; Sordariaceae.
AACUCCAACUCGACAUAACCCACGCUAUCAAAUAUCUUUGUCGGUAGUCAAACAUAUCUGAAGCUACCUAGUCAUCUACUGUUCAACUCCAAAGGCAAUACAACCAUGAUCUCCUGACGAAAACUAGAAAAUGUAACAUGCUCCGCUUGUUUCCAUUCCACUCCGCACCGUCCACCACCUUUUCGACUUGACAACCAAACGUUUUUGAUCAAGGCGCCAUGGCUCAAUCAACCAACAAUUUCAACGUGCUCAUCCCAGAACGCCCAAGAUAUCUCUACUUUGUGCAGCAUGCCAGCUCUCGGGCCCGCAUGACCAACGACGGUGGUUUCGAAGCUGCAGAUAACUGGACUACGCCAUACAGCUGCGCACAUCUCCAACAGCUCAUCAUGAACCAUGUGAACUGGACGUGCAGAAUUCCUAGCUGCUUCAUUUCCACGUUUGGUAGCUUCGACCACGCCUAUGACUGGGGAAUGCAGAGGCACCGACCGAUCACCAUCCACCAGAUUGAUACCAAUCAAAUGCACCCACAGAGGCCGAUCUUCACAGCCUGUUAUUUCACGCCCAAUUGUUGUGUUUGCGAAUACCUGUUUCUUCACGACAUUGCUGGUUCCAGCAUCACUUACAGAUACUCACUUCCCGGUUCCAUUCCAUUGAAUGAAACAAACAUGACAGUGACGAGAAGUGCCUGGUACUGAGCAUACAACACACAUAGCCUUGGGAUUCUUCAAUAUGCUACUGUGUGUGUUCCCAUUGUCGGGACAGCCAGGUGGGAAAGUCUGGCAAUGUCCG